ACACAGCUCUACAUAAUAGUAUAAUACCCACUACUGUUUAAAAACAGUUCCCAGAUCUCACUCACACAGUUAUUAUUAAUAAUCUCACGGUAUAAAUAAAAAAGCAUCUUUUAAAGAUCAAACCGCAGGGAAAGAUAAUAGCUCAAGUCUCUCUCUCUCUCUCUCUCUCUCUCUCUCUCUCUCUCUCUCUAGUUUCAAGAAAGUCAUUCAAUUGAUGAUUGGAGAAGGCGAGAGGGAUGCGUCCUCUUGUAGGCAGUGGAGCGAGUGGCAAUUACUGGAUUCCAUUUUACCAACAGGAGGCUUCGCUCAUUCCUUGGGUCUCGAAGCAUCUGUUCAGACACGGCUAGUUUCGUCUCCAACAGAUCUGGAAACCCACAUCAUCCAUCUCUUGGACAACACAGCUAGCUUGCUCCUCCCUUUCGUCUACUCUUCCCACAAAUCUCCGGACACAGAGACAUGGGGAAGACUCGAUCUAUUACUCGACGCGACCUUAACAAACCAAGUCUCCUCAAAGGCAUCCAUCUCCCAAGGAUCAGCCUUGCUCCGCGUAGCUGCUUCUGUCUUCACCGAGAUCCCAUCUCUGAAGACGAUCAGAGACACUGCUUUGGGGGAGUCGCGUUUGCGUUUCCACCACGCCCCCGUCUUCGGGCUUGUGUGUGGUCUGCUCGGGAUGGAUUCGGAGACUUGUCAGAGGGCGUACCUGUUUGUUACGCUGAGAGAUGUUGUCUCGGCUGCGACGAGGUUGAACUUGGUGGGACCCAUGGGUGCUUCGGUGAUGCAGCAUCGUAUCGCUGCGGUUGCGGCUGAAACCGUUUUAGAGAAGUGGAAGGAUCGUGAUGCUGGUGAGGCGUGUCAGACGUCUCCCUUGCUGGAUGUUGUGCAAGGUUGUCACGGUUACUUGUUUUCUAGAUUGUUCUGCUCUUGAUCACAAGGACCUAUUUAAUUGUAUGUGUUUUUAAAACAUUUGUUCUCUCUCCAUCUCUGAGAGAAGUGGAAGUUGUGUAAACACUCAUGUAGAAUUGUUGUCUCAAGUAUAAACGCGUUUUGCUUUUGAAAGCACUUUUUUUUUCUGGGAAUCGAAUAAAAUCUCGUAAAAUCCU
Molecule: messenger RNA, 1100 nt
Organism: Raphanus sativus (radish)
Lineage: Eukaryota; Viridiplantae; Streptophyta; Magnoliopsida; Brassicales; Brassicaceae
Product: urease accessory protein F
Exons: 1
Coding region: 215-925 (236 amino acids)
Molecular function (GO): nickel cation binding
Source: RefSeq, a predicted model, not a curated record